Messenger RNA from Micropterus salmoides (largemouth bass), 19240 nucleotides. RefSeq names its product obscurin, cytoskeletal calmodulin and titin-interacting RhoGEF a (gene obscna). The transcript has 78 exons. The coding region runs from base 262 to 18384 and encodes 6040 amino acids. The record is from RefSeq and is a predicted model, not a curated record. Gene Ontology annotation, biological process: protein phosphorylation. Gene Ontology annotation, molecular function: guanyl-nucleotide exchange factor activity; protein kinase activity; protein binding. NCBI's taxonomy places the organism in Eukaryota, Metazoa, Chordata, Actinopteri, Centrarchiformes, Centrarchidae.
GGGGACUGGGACACAGCCUGCAAACCUGGGCAUGCUCUGCUUUGGCUAAACGUUUGUUGUUAAUCUUAAAGGCUUUGGGAGAAACAAGACAGAUAUGUUGCCAUGGUGGAUGUUUUAUCCAGUUUUUUUUUCAGGUGAAGGUGUUUUGCUUUUUGUCAUCAGUGCAACAAGAGGGCAUGCAAGGAUUUAUUCUAUCUAGAAAACACCUGUCUAAGUUGAAGUUGUAGCCCUUCUGUGAUAACCGAGAGAAGAGCAAGAGGCAUGGGAGACAAUAUACCUGGAGGAAUAGUAGCUGCUGCAAAGAACCGUCUGCAGGUGGUGAAGGGCUUGGAGGAUGUUGAGAUAUCUGAGUGUGAGAGCUGCUCCUUCGAGGUUACCCUCAACCUGGCCUUUAUUGAGGGUGUGUGGACCAGAGAUGGGAUGCAGCUCAAGUCCAAGCCCAACUGCCGCAUCAGCACACAUGGGAAGAAACACUCCCUCAUACUGAAUAGAGUGGCUUUGGGAGACGCAGGCCUCUUCUCUUUUCAAACCAAUGGCAUUCAGACCUCAGGCAGACUCACUGUCAGAGCUAAAGACAUCCACAUAGUGAAGGAGCUGGAGGAUGUUGACACAAUGGAGCGUCAACCUGUGAAUUUCCUGUGUGAGGUCAACCAAGUGGAUGUGGAAGGCCGGUGGUACAGAGAUGACUGCCGAAUUCGUCCUGGGGACAACGUCAAGAUCAGACACCAGGGUAAAACUCAUUCCCUGUUCUUCAAGUCUGUCAGGCCAGAGCAUGCUGGAGAGAUCAGAUUCACAGCAGAGCGAGUCUCAUCCUAUGCAACUCUCACAGUAAAAGAGCUCCCAGUUCAAAUAGUGCGUCCUCUGAGGGUCAAGAUAGCCAUGUAUCGACACCGGGGUCUGCUGGAGUGCCAGGUGUCACGGCCUAAUGCUCAGGUCAGGUGGUACAAAAACAGGAAAGAGCUCCUGCCCAGCAAGAAGUACCAACUAAUCAGCCAAGACAUCUACAGGCAGCUGACCAUCGAUGACAUCUGCUCUUCAGAUGAGGACACCUACACCUGUGAUGCAGGAGAUGACAAGACCUCUUGUCAGCUUCUGGUGGAGGAACAGGCUAUCAGCAUAGUACGGGGGAUGAGCUCAGUGGAGGUGAUGGAGCCAGAGCCAGCGCUAUUCCAAGUGGAGACCAGCCUGAAAUCAGGGAGGCCCCCCCGGUGGACCCUGAACGGUGAGGUACUGGAUCCCAGUGCAGCAGUGAACAUCGACAGGGAGGGCACCGUCCACAGCCUCUGUCUCACCUCCACAGAAAGCUCCAUGACUGGUCCCGUGCUCUUUGUAGCUGGCAAGAGUCGUUCCACUGCUCAGCUUACUGUCAAGGAGCGACCUCUUCAGGUUGCCCACCACUUGAACGAUGUAGAGGUGAAGGAGAACAGCUCUGUGACUCUGAGUUGUGAGUUUGCACCCUCUCCCAGGGUGGUGCGGUGGUUUAAAGGUCGCACAGCUCUGAAAACUUCAAACAAGUACAGCAUGAAGAGGGAAGGGAAACGGGCAGAGCUGACUGUUCAUGGCUUGACGGGGAUGGAUGCAGGACAGUACCGCUGCAUGGCUGGGGGUGCACAGAGCACAGCGCAUGUUAAGGUAGAAGUGCGAACACUGAAAUUGGUUAAACACCUUGAGCCGGUGGAAAUUGAGGAGGAUGGCAUUGCCACAUUCUCAUGUGAGCUCAACUAUGUGGUCGCCAAUGUGGAGUGGCUCCUCAACAAUGUUCGCUUCUAUUCCAAUGCCAUCAACAGGAUCCAGCACAUGGGCACUAUGCACAGCCUCACAAUCAAGAAGCUGCGCCCACAGGAGAGCAGGGUCACCUUCAAAGCAGGCCUUCUCUCUGAGAUAACCACCUUAAAGGUCAAAGAGCGCCCGGCAGUGUUCCUGAGGUCUCUGGAGGAUGCAGUAGGAGAAGAAAAAGGAGAAGUCUGCCUGCAGUGUGAAAUUUCCAAAGAGACAGUGACCCCUGUUUGGAGGAAGGAUGGUAUGGUCCUGACGGCUGAUGAUAAACACGAAUUGCUCCAGUUUGGGAAGUCCAUGGCAUUGAUCGUCCAUUCCCUGAGCAAGGACGACGCAGGAGAGUACACCUGCGACCUGGGCACCAGCCAAACCAAGGCUAAAGUUACUGUACAUGACCUACACAUCACUAUUGUUCAGCGAAUGAAGACAAUAUCUGUCCAGGAAGGUGAAAGCUGCACUUUUGAUUGUCACCUCUCUCAUGACCUCGAUGAUGAGCCUUCCUGGACCAUCAAUGGCCAAGUGGUGGUCACCAAUAGCCGUAUCCAGGUUGUCAACAAUGGCCACAAGUAUAAGAUGACCAUUAGAGAUGCUAUACUGACAGACGCUGGAGACGUGGUCUUCACAAUUAAAGACUUAAGCUGUAGGACCAUGCUCUUUGUUAAAGAGAAGCCAGUGCACAUCUUCAGGGAUCUGUUGAAUGUCAAGGCAGUGCCAGGUGAAGAUGCAGAGCUGAGCUGUGAGAUCACCAAACCAGAAGUCACCAUCCGUUGGCUGAAAAAUGGCCAUUUGAUUCGGCCGAGCCCUAAAUAUGAGAUGAGUGUGGAGAAGAACCUGGCGCGAUUGGUGAUCAAGAAUACCACCAUCAGAGACUCUGGAGAGUACUGCUGUGAGGCCGAAGGCGUUGCCUCGCGUGCCAAGCUGGAGAUCAGAGAACUCCAGCACACAUUUGCAAGGGAGUUAAGAGACAUGCGAGCAGAGGAAAAGGGUAAAGUGACCCUUGAGUGUGAGACCAAGCGGCCAGCCAAGCGGGUGACCUGGCUAAAGGGCAUGCUUGAGCUGAGGUCUGGUAGGAAGUAUGUGAUCAGGCAGAAGGGUGAGGUGCUGUCCCUGACCAUCACCUGUCUGGAGAAAUCGGACGCAGAUAUUUACGUGUGUGAUGUCGGUACCAUGCAGAGCCGGGCACAGUUGACUGUGCAGGGUCAGAAGGUGUCUAUCCUGGAUGAAUUAGAGGAUGUUGAGUGUCUGGAGGGCGACACAGUAACAUUCAGGUGUCGAAUUUUUCCCAGCGACUACAUGGGGGUCAAGUGGUAUCUGGAUGAGACUUUGCUGUACACCAAUAAGCUCAAUGAGAUCCAGAUGGUGCCUGGAGGCUACCACACCCUCACAUUUAGACAGCUUGCCCGCAAAGACACUGGCACUAUCUCGUUUUCAGCAGGGGACAAAAGAUCAUACGCCUCACUGUUGGUUAGAGAGAGGCGACCCACCAUCAUUAAAGCCCUGGAAGACUGUGAGGCUAUUGAAGGAGGUGGUUUGGUUUUGUCUUGUGAGACUUCCAAGCCAUGUCACAUCCUGUGGUACAAAGAUGGCUGCCUGAUGUGGAACUCCUCAAGGUAUUUUGCCAAUCGCUCCGGCUGUGAGGCGCGGCUGACGAUUCGGGAGGUCUGCAACAAUGAUGCCGGAGUGUACGAGUGCAGUGCUGGAUCUGUAACAACUCGGGCCGUUGUGACUGUUAAAGCCAUCCCAGCAGAGUUCACCCAGCCUCUAAAGACUGCGGAGGCCAAAGAGGGGGAGACCGUGACCCUGACCUGUGAAUACUCUCUGCCUGGGGUCCAGUUCCAUUGGAGGAAAGGUUUUGAGAGUAUCAGACCUGGAGACAAGUAUGUGAUGAAGCAGAGGAAGACAAUCAAUUCCCUAACCAUCAAAGCCCUGAAGCCUGAGGACUCAGGAGAAUAUACAUGUCAGUGCAGAGACCACCGCACGACAGCAAGCCUCAAUGUACAUGUUAUUCCCAUUACAUUCAUACAGCAGUUAAAGAACAUGCAAGUAGAGGAAGGAAGCAACGUCAUGUUGCGCUGUGAGCUGUCUAAACCUGGAAUUCCAGUAGAAUGGAGGAAGGGACAUGAGUUGUUGAAGAAUGGGGUUAAGUACCAGAUUAGGAAAAGGGAGACCACCCUGGAGCUUCUGAUAUGGAAGCCUGUGCCUGAGGACAGUGGGCUCUACAGCUGUGUGUGUGCUGAUCAGAGGACAUCAGCCACUGUCAAAAUUACUGCUCUCCCAGUCACCUUCAAGCAGAAGCUGAGGAACGUGCUGAUUGAGGAGGGCAACACUGCGACUUUACGCUGUGAGCUGUCAAAACCCGGUCACAGUGUGGAGUGGAGGAAGAGGGGGAAUGAACUCAUCAGGAAUGGAGAGAAAUAUCAUAUGCGGCAGAAAGACAUGCUGAUUGAACUGAGGAUCUCUGAUGUAACACCUGAGGACAGUGACAUCUACACAUGCAUCUGUGGAAACAUAGAGACCACUGCAACUCUGACUGUUAAUGCUCUUCCCAUCACCUUCAAGCAAAAGCUAAAAAACCUCCAAGUGGAGGAAGGACACAACAUCACACUGUAUUGUGAGAUCUCUAAACCUGGUGUCCCAGUGGAGUGGAGGCUUGGAGGAGAUCUGCUGGAGAACGGAGAGAAGUACCAGAUUAAGCAGAGGGAGUCGGCCUUGGAGUUGAUCAUCAGAGAUGCUGAUCCAGAGGACAGCGGGGUCUACACCUGUGUGUGUAGAGAGCAGAGGACUAAGGCUACUGUUAAAGUUAUUGCUGUUCCUGCCACAUUUAAAGUAAGCCUGAAGUGCCAAGAGGCUGAAGAAGGGAACAAUGUGACAUUGCGCUGUGAGCUGUCAAAGAAGGGAGUCACGGUGCAGUGGCAGAGAGAUACUCAGGUGCUGUCUGAGGAGAUUUUUCGAGGAAAGUAUCAGACGAAGCUAGAAGGAAAGACAGCUCAGAUGACCAUUUUCAACAUCCAACCAGAGGAUGCAGGGAAGUACAGCUGCAUCACAGGAGAUGAGAAAACCACAGCGGAAGUCAAAGUGAAACCACUGCCUGUGACAUUUAAACGAGAAAUCCAGUGCCUAGUGGUGAAGGAGGGGGACAGUGGAGUUUUCUGCUGUGAACUCUCCAAACCCGGAGCUCCAGUGGAGUGGAGGAAAGGAAGGGUGAUCCUUAAAUCUGGAGAUAAAUAUGAGAUGAAGCAGGAGGGACGUCUCACUAAGCUGGUCAUCAGCAACGUAGAGGAGAGUGAUGCUGGCAAAUAUAUCUGCAAGACUAAAGACAGCCAAUCAACUGCUGAGCUCACAGUCAAAGGUUUACCACCAAGUUUUAAGCUGCCACUAGUUAACCAGGAGGUGACAGAGGGCAACAGUGUUGUUCUCCGCUGUGAGCUCAACAAACCUGCCUCUGCAGUGGAGUGGAGGAGAGGAGGAGAGCUGCUGAGAAAUGGAGACAAAUACCAAAUGAGGAAGAAAGACCUGCAGGUAGAGAUGAAGAUUUCGGACCUCAGUCUGGAGGACACUGGAGAUUAUACCUGUAUAUGUGGAGAACAGAGGACAAAAGCUAUGAUCACUGUGAAUGAACGGCCAAUCAAGUUCCUUCAAGAACUGAAGAAUAUUCAGGUACAGGAGGGCAAUGGAGUGAAACUCUGCUGUGAGCUAUCCAAACCCGGCACUCCAGUGCAAUGGAAGAAGGGAGACAGUGUUUUAACCAAUGGAGAGAAGUACCAAAUGAAGCAGAGCGGCUCCACCGUGGAGCUCCUCAUCAGGAAAAGCCAGCCUGAGGACAGUGGCUCAUACAGCUGUGUUUGUGAUGACAUACAAUCUACUGCCACCAUCAUUAUCACUGCGAUCCCUGUAACUUUCAAGCAAAAGUUGAAGAACCAGGAAGCUGUGGAGGAGGGCAGUGUGACUCUGCGCUGUGAGCUCUCUAAACCAGCAGUCCCGGUAGAGUGGAGGAAAGAUGCCAAACUUCUGAAAGAGGGAGAAAAAUAUCAGAUGAAGCAAGAAGGAAGGAUGGCUGAGAUGCUGAUCAGAAAUUUAACUCUCACAGAUGCUGCCGAGUACAGCUGUUUUGUUGGCACUGUUGUGACUUCAGCUGACAUCAAAGUAAGAGCAAUUCCUGUAACAUUUAAACAAGAGGUGGAGAAUUUGGAGGUGAAGGAAGGGGACAGUGGAGUUUUCUCCUGUGAGCUCUCCAAACCUGGAGCCCCAGUGAACUGGAGGAAAGGCAGAGUCGUCCUCAAACCUGGAUACAAAUAUGAGAUGAAACAGGAGGGACGUCUCACUAAACUGAUCAUCAACAACGUAGAGGAGAGUGAUGCUGGGAAAUAUACCUGCAAGACCAGUGACAGUCAAUCAACUGCUGAGCUCACUGUCAAAGCUCCUCCCAUCACAUUCAAGACAAAGUUAAGGAACCAGCAGGUGGAGGAGGAGAACAGCGUGAUGUUGAGCUGCGAGCUAUCUAAGCCUGGCCUUGCUGUGGAGUGGAGGAAAGGACAAGAGUUGCUGAAGAAUAAUUUCAAGUACCAGAUUAAAAAUCGAAACAGCAUCAUGGAGUUGACCAUCAAAAACACGCAGCUGGAAGACAGCGGACUUUACAGCUGUAUCUAUGGUGACGUCAAGACCACAGCCAGCAUCACCAUUACACCUAUCCCCCUCACCUUUAAAAUGGGUCUGAAGAACCAAGAGGCCCCUGAAGGAGGCGUUGUGUCCCUUCGCUGUGAACUGUCCAGGGCCGGGGUGCCGGUACAGUGGUGGAAGGCGGAGGACCAGCUCUAUCAUGGGGGAAGAUAUCAGAUGACGUUGAGGGGGAAGAUAGCUGAGAUGCAGAUCAAAAACAUCCAGCCCGAGGAUGUCGGGGAGUACAGCUGCGUCUUGGGAGAGCAGAAGACAACGGCUGAAGUGAACGUGAGAGCGGCAGCAUCAGUGUUCUUUGAGAAGGAACUGCAGAGCCAAGCAGUAAUGGAGGGAAAAUCUGUGCUGCUGUCUUGUGAAGUUUCCAGUUCUAAUGUCCCUGUCACUUGGAAGAAGGACGACACUGUGGUGGAGGAAGGAGGGCGAUACAUUUUAAAGAAGAAAGGCCCCACACACACUCUGGAGAUCAAGAAACUGUAUCUGGAGGAUGCUGGAGAGUACUGCUGUAUCACCAGAGGCAAAAAGACCACUGCCAAGCUGAUUGUGAGGGAGCGUGUGCGGAUUGUUACAGAGCUGCGAGAUGUAACGGUGACAGCGGGUGCGGAUGCAGUAUUUGUGUGUGAGCUGAGCCAUGCAGACGUGAGCGAGGGUGUCUGGUGGCUUGGUUCAAGCCCUCUGCAGAAGAACGAGAUGAACCAGAUGACGUGCCAGGGUCACCAGCACCGACUGGUUCUCACCAUGACAACACCUGAGGAGACGGGCAACGUUGCAUUUGUGGUUGGGGAGGAGAGGACCUCUGCAUGUCUGCUAGUUCUUCCUAAGCCCAAAGUUUUAUUUGAGGAAAAGCCUAAAGAUGUUGUAAUAAUGGAAGGAAAAACAGCCACUUUGUCCUGCACAACCUCUGAUGUUACCUCCCCGGUUACCUGGAGGCGCAACCACAUACCCCUCCAACAUGGUGAUAAAUAUGAGAUACUUAAGGAGGGAAAAGCCAACCUGUUGCUUAUCCAUGAUGUGGAUCCUCUGGACACUGGCAUAUACUCAUGUGAUACAGGAGAUGUGCAGGGCAGUGCCAAACUUACUGUGACAGAGCUUCCUCCAUUCUUCCAAGAAGAAUUGCGGAGCGUGGAAGUUGAGGAGGAAGGUUCAGCCUCUCUGUACUGUGAGCUGUCUAAACUUGGAGUGCCAAUUCAAUGGAAGAAGAACGGGCUGCCGCUGAAAGCCAGCAGAAAGUAUGAGAUGAGGCAGGAUGGCUGCCUCCUACAGCUUCACAUUAAGGAGCUGAGACUUGAGGACAGUGGCAGCUAUUCGUGUCAAGCAGGAAGUGCAGAGACCACUGCAACUGUGUCAGUGAAAGAGCUCCCUCCAUUCUUCAAGAAAGAAUUAAGAAGUGUGGAGGCAGAGGAGGGAGGUGCAGCCUUCCUGUACUGUGAGCUGUCUAAACCUGGAGUGUCCAUGCAAUGGAAGAAGAACAGGCUGCCACUGAGAGCCAGCAGAAAGUAUGAGAUGAAACAAGAUGGCUGCCUCCUGCAGCUCCACAUCAAGGAGCUCAAACCUGAGGACAGUGGAAGUUACACAUGUCAAGCAGGAAGCACAGAGACCACUGCAACUGUGACAGUGAGAGAACUCCUGCCAUUUUUCAAAGAAGAAUUGCACAAUGUGAAGGCUGAGGAGGGAGGUUCAGCGUUCCUUUGCUGUGAACUGUCUAAACCUGUAGUGUCUGUACUAUGGAAGAAGAACAGUCUACCACUGAGAGCCAGCGAGAAGUAUGAGAUGAGGCAGGAUGGCUGCCUCCUUCAGCUCCACAUCAAGGAGCUCAAACCUGAGGACAGUGGAAGCUACACAUGUCAUGCAGGAAGUGCAGAGACCACUGCAACUGUGUCAGUGAAAGAGCUCCCUCCAUUCUUCAAGAAAGACUUAGUAAGUGUGGAGGCUGAGGAGGGAGGUGAAGCCUCCCUGCUAUGUGAGCUGUCUAAGCCUGGAGUGUCAGUACAAUGGAAGAAGAACAGGCUACCACUGAGAGCUAACAGAAAGUAUGAUAUGAAACAAGAUGGCUGCCUCCUCCAGCUGCACAUCAAGGAGCUCAGACCUGAGGACAGUGGAAGCUACUCAUGUCAAGCAAGAAGUGCAGAGACCACUGCGACUGUAUCAGUAAAAGAGCUUCCUCCGUUCUUCAAGAAAGACUUAGAAAUUGUGAAGGCUGAGGAGGGAGGUACAGCCUCCCUGUGCUGUGAGCUGUCGAAGCCUGGAGUAUCAGUACAAUGGAAGAAGAACAGGCUGCCACUGAGAGCUAACAGAAAGUACGAGAUGAAGCAGGAUGGCUGCCUCCUUCAGCUCCACAUCAAGGAGCUCAAACCUGAGGACAGUGGCAGCUACUCAUGUGAAGCAGGAAGUGCAGAGACCACUGCAACUGUGACAGUGAAAGAGCUCCCACCAUUCUUCAAGGAAGACCUAAGAAAUGUGGAGGUUGAGGAGGGAGGUCCAGCCUCUCUGUACUGUGAGCUGUCAAAGCCUGGGGUGUCCGCACAAUGGAAGAAGAACAAGCUUCCACUUAGAGCGAAUAGGAAGUAUGAGAUGAGGCAGGAUGGCUGCCUCCUCCAGCUGCACAUCAAGGAGCUCAAACCUGAGGACAGUGGAAGCUACACGUGUCAAGCAGGAAGUGCAGAGACCACUGCAACUGUGACAGUGAAAGAGCUCACUCCAUAUUUCAACAAAGAAUUAGAAAGUCUGGAGGUUGAGGAAGGAGCUACAGCCUCCUUGAAUUGUGAAUUGACCAAGCCUGGGGUGUCCGUACAAUGGAAGAAGAACAAGCUUCCACUUAGAGCGAACAGGAAGUAUGAGAUGAGGCAGGAUGGCUGCCUCCUCCAGCUCAACAUCAAGGAGCUCAAACCUGAGGACAGUGGAAGCUACAUGUGUCAAGCAGGAAGUGCAGAGACCACUGCAACUGUGACAGUAAAAGCACUACAACUGACUCCAUCAAAGGUAGAGCCUCCUACAACACUGCCUCGUGCAAAGGGCACUGUUUCCAAACAAACUCCUACUCCAGAGGACAGGUCUGGCUUCCAAGAGGCCAAACCUGUUCCUCCUGAGCCCAAGAAGAGAGCUCAUAGGAAAGCAUCUAUUACAAGUUUAGAAAAAGAUACGGAGUCAAUGUUUGACCAAAAACAUUCUAUGCUGAGGGAGAAUAAUGAAUACAAAAAGGGCAUCCAACCUCCAAGGUCUAUGGACACAAACCUUGUACAGAAUGUAACACAUUUGGAGAGACAGAAGGAGAAAGACAGUGAGGUGUACAAGAAAGUGGAUAAGACAGUGAGACUACCGGAGAAGGAUGAUGAGCUUGGCGGGGAGGUGGAGGAGCCAGCAAGGCCUUUGGAAACAGAGAAAGAAGUUUUCAUGACGACAAGACAACCAGGACAGAAUUUAGAGAAAUUACUCAAAGUUGACCAUAACACCAGCCAACCAGACAGGGUUCUGGGAGACGCUGUGUUUGAACAAAAGAAACGGCCAUUAAUAUCUCUGGAAAAGGAAAAUGAAGUGAAACAGAGGUCAGAGAAAACCAGUGAAGUUCAGAGGAAGGUAAACCAUCCAGGAACAGUUCUGUGGAAGAACAGCGAGGAUGAAAAACAGCCUGUGAAACCACUUGAAAAGUUUAUUGGGAGAGAAACUAUAAAAGAACAAGAGGAUAAGUCUACAGUAAAGAAGGGCAAAGUAGAAAAAACAGAGGAGAAGCCUUUGAAACCACCAGUAAGAUCUAAAGGAAAGGAACCACUUAAAUAUGUUCUGAAGGAAACUGAGGAGGUCGUUGUGCAAUCAGUAAAGCCUGCUUUAAAUUAUUCUGAAGAAGACCAUAAACAGAGAGACCACAUGAAACAACAGCAUGUGUCCACAGAGGCAGAGAGACAGAAAAGGCCACUGAAACUAGUUGUGGAUAAACGGUCUGUAGAACAUCCAGAAAAUACUUUAGAAAAAGAGUCUGAAUUUGCUCCUCCAAAACCACCUGUGAGGAUAAAAAGCAAAGCAAAGGGGGGGAUAGAAAAACAAUGUUCAAGGGACACAGAGGCAGAUCAGGAUGAUCAACACAUGACAACAGUUGUGGUGAAAACAAUGGAUGGUCAGCCAAUUGAACAGUCAAUAGAGUCUUUGAAAAAAGAGGUUGAAGAGAAACCAAGAUGUGAGAGGAAACAAUCAGUAACAGCAGACACUGAGAUAGCUGAGAAAAUUAAGCAACCUCGGAAAACUGCAGAGAAGGAUGCAAGCACCAAACAGCCAAUCAAACAACCAGUAAAACCCAUGAAAAAAGGAGUGGACCCGGAAAUUAAACUGGCAGUUGAGCCAGUGAGAAGGGAGGAAGAACAACAAACAACAAAGAUGACAGAAGGCAUUCCUCUCCUCUACAUUUCAGAAGAUGAGACUUUCUCAGAGGCUUUGACUGAGAUACCAGCGAACCACAGGAAUGUCCGGCCCCCUGUCUCUUUUAUUAAGAGUUCGAGCGAACCCUCCCCUCUUGCUGCACUUGAUGUACCCCAGAAGGCACAACCAACAAAGGAUGCUACACCAGAGAUUGACGUCAGCAUUGACGAUGAACCCCAACUGCAAGAGGCUGCGGUCAAGAUUCAGGCCGCCUUCAAAGGCUACAAAACCCGCAAAGACAUGCGACCUGUCUUUAAAGAGGUGUUUAAGAACCAGAGUGCAGAUCUUCAUGGCACAGUCACUCUAGUGUGCAUUGUAGAAGGGAAACCCAGCAUAGUGCGCUGGCUGAAAAACGGCCAACAAAUCACUAAUCAUCAGCGGUGCCGUAUUGAGACUUCAGAGAAUGGCGCAUGCACACUGGUGAUCAAAAAUCUGACCACCAAUGAUAGUGGAAUCUAUACAUGUGAGGUGGUGAAUAAGUUUGGUGUGACCUCCUACAAUGGUAACAUAACAGUAGUACAGCCUCAGAAGCCUGCUCCGACUGUUCAAAAGCCUCUACACCCACCCCUUGCAGCGAUAACUCCUCUGCAACUUGCCCCACCUAAGCCUGAGGCCCAGGCCCAAAUACAGACUCAGAAUCUGCCUCAGUCUCAGACCCAGAUACCCACCUCAGCUACAGCUGCUGCGAACUAUGUAGAGAGUAAGAGUAUCUCUCUGUGGGAGGCUUAUAACCUGACGGAGCAACAGGACACUCAGAUGAGCCUGCAAGAGAGGAGAGGAUCCUCACUCAUUGCUGCCAGCUCCAUGUCAAGUCCCUCUGAUUAUGACACAGCUCCGGAUAUAAUGGAAACUGUUGAUACUACCCCAACUGUACCGAGGGAAGUGACAAAAGCAGCAGACCAACUGCCUCCAAAGGAUGACAAAGAACAGAUAGCUCCUUUCCUACCUCCUAAGAAACUACUAAAGGUCAAAGGGACUCAUGAAGGCAGACUGAGGACACCAUCUCCUAAACACCACCGUGCUCAGACACCCUUAACUAGUACUGUUUCUGGAUCAGAGUCAGAAGGGGAAGAGGAUAGACAAGAGACAUUUGAAAUGUAUGUGGCCCGAGCUGAUUGCAGUCCUAACAGCGGAAAUAAGGACAGCUUUGUUCUGAAGGAGGGCCAAUUUGUAGAGGUCCUGGAUUCUGUCCAUCCUGACAGAUGGCUGGUGAGGACCAAACCCACCAAAACCAACCCUGCUCGACAGGGAUGGGUGUGUCCAGCCUACCUGGAGAAGAAGAGGAAGGAGAUUUUCCCACAAUUGAGAGCACCUCAAGAGGAUCUUGAUGGAAUUGGAUCUACAGUAGAAGAGUACAGGAGAGCUCUGAGCCAACUGAUCCAAGGCCUGAUUAAUGGAGAGGAGGAGUUUGUAAAGGAGAUGAAGAUGUUUACCUCUCACCAGCUAAAUUAUCUGGACUCCAGUCGUCACGUUCCCAUUAGCAUCCUCAACCAGAAAGAGAUCAUUUUCAGAAAUAUCAAGGACAUUGUGUUUCUGCAUGAGAGGUCCAUCCUUCCCGGUCUGAGAGAGUGUGCCACAGACGACGAUGUGGCCAUGCAUCUGAUCAAGCACACUGAGGAAUUUGAGAAGUAUCUUCACUACAUGGUGGGACAAGCACAAGCAGAGGCCUGCGUCACGGACAAGGCUAUCCAACAGUAUUUCAAAGAGUUAACAGAAGCUGGUAAGCCUGAGGCUCCUGUCAUGGAUGUCCUUACUUUCCUCCAGCAACCAGUGGAGAGGAUUCAAACCUACCAUGCUUUACUGAAGGAGUUAAUCAAGAACAAAGCCAAAAGUGGCCAGAGCUGCUGUCUUUUGGAGGACGCCUUCUCCAUAGUGUCCUGUCUACCCUGGAGGUCUGACAACCUGCACCAGGUGUCCCUCAUUGAGAACUUCCCAGCUCCUCUAACUGCCCUGGGCGAGCCCGUACGACAGGGAGUCUUCUCAGUGUGGGAGGAAUCUCCAGAUAUUAGGACGACCUCUAGAGGGCAUCAGAGACAAGUUUUUCUCUUCAAGGAAUGUAUUGUACUGUGUAAACUGAAAAAAGACACCAGUGUGAACAGUGACAGCUACACCUUCAAGAACAAAAUGAAGCUGAAUGAUGUGGAAAUAAAGGAAACUGUGGGUGGAGAUGAAAAGUCUUGGGGGUUGUGGCAUGAGCACAGGGGCUCAUUGCGGAGGUACACACUGCAGGGCCGCUCCUCCCUGGUUAAGCUCUCCUGGCUCAAGGACCUGAAGGAGUUACAGCAACGUUCCAGCCUGCCCACUAACAGCCCACCUGUGUUUGAGUCACUGUUGUCUGACUUCACAACAAAGAUAGGACAGACAAUCAAACUGACCUGUAAGGUCGCAGGAUCGCCAAAACCAGUGGUCAGCUGGCUCAAAGACGGCCUUCCUUUAGAGGAUGACCCCCGUCACAUCAUCACAGAAGACCGGUCAGGCACCUGCAGUCUCAUCCUGGACAGCCUCACUGCAGAGGACUCUGGACAGUAUGCUUGCUAUGCUAACAGCUCCAUGGGCAGUGCUGGUACUCUCGCCAAGAUUGUGGUGCAGGCUCCACCCAGAUUUGUGUGUCGGUUGGAGAGUGCUUGUCUGAUAGAAGGAGAGGAUAUACAGUUUAGCUGCUCCACACUUACUACUCCUUUACCACGAAUCAGGUGGUUGAAAGAUGGAAGAGAGUUGGCUGACCAGCAAAAAUACAUAACCCUAAAUGAUGCUCGGAGUGGAAUCUUGUGUCUGACGGUCAUCCAUGCCACAGAGGCAGAUAUUGGACAGUAUGAGUGUGAGCUGUGGAAUGAGUUUGGCUGUGUCAAGUGCAAGGCAGGGCUGUGCCCUGCUUAUGUACCGCCGAUUGACAUCCAGAACGACCAACCACAGGACUUACUUGCUAAAGAUGCAGACUCAGAGGGCUGGUCCACUGCCUUUGUGAAGAAAUGGCUACAGACUGAUUUCAACCCCACCUCUAUUGCGAAAAUGCUCUUCCCUUCUGGACACCCUGAACAAGCUGAAUGUAGUACAGAAAAAGCUGAUCCUGCCGUGGAUCAGGUGGCACAGCAACCUGUGUGUUACCUAGAGGAUGAAGAGGAAGAAAUCUAUAUCUCAGAGUCAAUGCAGGAAAUUACAGAUGCUCCUCCCUCCAUCCAGGUCCCCGCUGAGGACCUGUGUGUAGAACCUGGCCAACCAGUUACAUUUACUGCCAUCAUCACAGGAAGACCUACUCCUAAGAUACAGUGGUACAAGGAUGGAGAAGUGCUUGCAGCUAAUGAGAAUGUGAAGAUAGUACAGCAUGGUGCCCGCUGCUCAGUGACCAUAGUGUGCCCUGAGGGUGAGGACAGUGGCAUAUACACCUGCUUCGCCUACAAUGACUCUGGCCAUGCUUCAUGUCAGGCUGAGCUGACAGUGGAGGAAGGGCCACUCGAGCGUCAGGAGAGAGAAGUGGAGCUGGGGAAGAGAAGGAAGUUAUUCUCUGUCUAUGAUGUCCAUGAGGAAAUAGGAAGGGGAACCUUUGGGGUGGUAAAGCGUGUCGUCCACAGGAGGACAGGUGAAGUUUUUGCUGCCAAGUUUCUGCCUCUGCGGAGCAGCACUCGGACCAGGGCCUUCCAGGAAAGGGAUUUGCUGUCCCGCCUGGCUCACCCCAGAGUGGCCUGUCUGCUGGACUUCUUUUGCACCAGACGCACUCUGGUGCUGAUCACAGAAAUGUGCUGUUCCCAUGGACUUCUGGACCAUUUAUUACUGAAAGGAUCAGUCUCAGAGAAAGAGGUUCAGUCAUAUAUCCAGCAAAUCCUUGAAGGAGUUGGUCACAUUCACAGCAUGAACAUUUUGCAUCUGGACAUUAAACCUGAUAAUAUCCUAAUGGUGUAUCCGCCCAGAGAUGAGAUCAAGAUCUGUGACUUUGGCUUCUGCCAAGAAAUGGACACAUCCCGACACCAAUACAGCAUGAUUGGUACACCGGAGUUUGUUGCCCCUGAGAUUGUUCACCAAGAACCAGUGACCGUGGCUGCUGAUAUCUGGUCUGUAGGUGUUAUAGCCUAUAUAUGUCUGGUGUGCCGAUGCCCUUUUGUGGGUGAGACGGACCGUGCUACACUGCUGAGAGUGGGAGAAGGGACCCUGAACUGGGAAGCCCCUGAUGUCACGUACAGGAGCCCUGAGGCCCAGAACUUUCUCCACAUGCUCCUUCAGCCUGAUCCAGAGAAGCGACCGUCUGCCUUUGAGUGCUUGAGCCACGAAUGGUUCCAGGACGAGCAUGCAGGAGAAGAUACUGAUGAAAUCAACACAAAGUGUUUAAAAGUCUUGAUCUCAAAAAGGAAAUGGCAGCGUUCUUUGACUUGCAUUGGGUCAGUUCUCACAUUGAGGCCCAUCCCCGAGUUGCUGGAUGCUCCUCUCAGAGACACUGCAGUGACAGUGCCCCGCGAGCCGCAGGAGCACAGCAGCACUUCUCUGAGCAGUGGCUCCUCGUCUGAGUAUGAUGAAGCUGACUCUUGGGACUUUUUCCAGCACUGCAGCCCGACUGAGGAGGAGGAAGAAACAGAAGAGGACUUUGAUCCAUUAACGGAGAGAGCGCAGAUCCCCCAGCCUUUUGCCAAACUCCACCUAGGUGCAGAGGAGGAAGACGAAGUGACAUUAGGCGAGGAAGAGGAUGGGGAUUUAGUAGGAAGGAGGAGUGUACUAGAGCGGAGUAUGAGCAGGCAGUCAGUUGCGUCAGUUGCGUCAGAUGCGUCGUGCCAACAGACACCUCAGAGGGAGCGUAGGUUCAGCAAAGACAGUAGUCCGUCUCUCUACUUAUCUGAUGGGGAUGAGGGUUCAGGUAGUGACGGAGGUCGUAUCCCUCGUGGCAGCGUCAUCCGAAGCACUUUCUACAGCACCUCUCAUCAGCUGUCACCCAUGUCUGCCAGACACAUGACAUUACGGGACAAAUUCCAUGCCAAAAAGCAGGAGAGAGGCCGCAAACCACUCCGGAGAAGCUUUUCAGGACGUCUCAACGAGCCUCUAAUUGAAUAUGUGGAGGAUGAGACGGAGACUAAUCGUGGCCAGAGACGGGCAUCUAUCCAUCCUACAAUGCAGAAGUCUUGUUCCUUUGACAGUGGUGUUGGCCUCGCCCACACCAACGUACCCCCUCACAGGAGGAGCAGGUCUCUUGAUGAGAAUUAUCGACGUUCUCCCAGCUCACCCAAGCGCACAAGGUCGGGUGAAGAAGAAGGCUCUCAAAGUUUGAAGGAAGAUUUCACAGAUGAUGAAGUAGCAGGGAGAAACUUGUUGGCCAUCCCAAGCCCUCGGCAACCCACAAAAAGAAGAGGUUCUGUCUCUCCAAUACAAGGGACUUGUAUGGUUGGAUCAACUGUUACUUCAAGACUCCUUGCUGGAGACAGAACGAGCACCAGGCCGGAUCAGGAGCAGACAGAGGGCGACAACUUUAUUGGCUCCCAGGGGUCUCUGGCUGAGUCGUCUAUUUUGGAGCAUGGGGGCUCUGAGUCUUCAAGUAGACUCGGCUCCUGCGAGGAGUUGAGCCGUAGUCAUCGCAGAGGAAGAUACAGGUCAGGAGAGAGUGAAGAGUAUGAUGAUCAGGGGGAGCCUCUGAUUUUACCAUCCCCAUGCUCUUUCCAAGAAGUUAAACCCAGAAGCUAUCCCCAGGCACCGCCACGUAACCGCACCCGCUCCAACCCCAACUUAUCUACAAACAGCAGAGGUCAGCCGGGGAUCCCACUGAUGGCGAGCCCUAGUCCCAGCCUCUCUUCUCUCCAGGCUCCACAGAGGCCUCCCAGGGCCAGGGACAAGAAGGAGGGCCAUGGCCUCCAGAGGCAUGCAUCCGCUCCAGCCCUUGAAGCCCGGCCACCUACAGGAAAGUCACCCAAGCUGGGACUGCUAAAGAUCUUCCGCAGGCAGUCCUGGACUGGCCAUUCAUACUCCCAGCUGGAGAACACAGAGUUAGGACCCACACUAGGGGAGAUCAUGAAGCCAGAUACUCCCACCAUGUCUCUGCGGAAGAAAAUGAGAGCUUCAGCCUCCAGCCUGACCAAACUGUUUUCCAGGUCUUCUAGUAAGGAAGACGUGAGUAAAGGAGGGCCAAUAGUAAAAGGAUCAGCUCCUGUCCCACCUAAAAGGCAGUGUAGCACUGGUCUUGAGAGUCCAAAAAAGAGGACCUCCAAACUGUUGCCUUCUUUUAAAAUACCUGCAUUCAAAAAGACAAAAGAUCUGCCCGUCCGUCCCAACAAGGCUGAAGUGCUCCAGUUAGAUGGAGGUGGAGUCCUGCUGGUUUGGAGACCAGUCCAGUCUAGUGACCCUGUCACCUACUGUGUGCAGUACUGUACAGAUGGUGGGGAAUGGACGGUCCUGUCAGAGGAGGUGACAGAUAGCUGCUAUGUGGUGAAGGAUUUACCCAGAGGAGCUUCUUAUGUGUUCAGGAUGGGCUGCAUCACCAAAACAGGAGCAGGACCUUUCAGUGAUGCGUCAGCACCUGUUGUUAUGGCUACCCAUCCUGAAGAGACUCACAUUCCUCUCAUCCAGACUGAGUCACUGGGGUCAAAGGUCAUUGGGUCAGAACGACACACAAGAACACACAAGAACUACAGUUUCCUCUCUGAGAUCAACCGGGGUCGCUUCAGCGUAGUAACCCUGUGCAGGGAUGUUGAGACCAGCCAAGUGUUUGCUGCCAAGAUCACCCCUUACCAGGCAGAGCAGAGACAGUUGGUGCUGAGGGAAUACCAGCUGCUGAAACGGCUUCAUCACCCCCACCUGGUGCAGCUGCACACGGCCUACAUCACCCCUCACUACCUAGUGUUAGUGGAGGAGCUCUGUCCUGGCAAGGAGCUGCUCUACAGUUUGGCAGCAAGAGAUCUGUAUGCAGAGACUCAUGUUGCAGAGCUGCUGGUUCAGAUUCUGAGUGCAGUCGACUACCUUCACAGCCGUCGAGUCAUCCACCUGGACCUGAAAUCUGACAACAUGCUGGUGGAUGAUUGUAACCACCUGAAGAUAGUUGACUUGGGCUCGGCUCAGUCCUUUACACCUGGCCAGCCUCUCAACAUCGAGCACAUUCAGGGCCUGUCGGAGAGCAAAGACUGCCGCAGCAAAGUUUAUAUUGUCCUUCCUAAAGCUCCGGAAAUCCUGGAGGGUCAGGGAGUCGGGCCUGAAACUGACGUUUGGGCUAUUGGAGUUCUGUCAUUUAUCAUGUUGAGCGCCGACAGCCCGUUCCAUGCAGAGCUAAGCUGGGAGCAAGACCGAAACAUCAAAAAAGGGAAGAUUCAGUUUGGACGCUGUUACCCUGGUCUGUCAGAAGGAGCCUUAACCUUCAUGAAGAGCAGCCUGAAUAACAAAUCCUGGGGGAGGCCCACUGCAGCCGAGUGUCUCCAGAACCCAUGGCUGCGUGCCCAUCGUGCCCCAUACAAAGGCCGACACUCCAAAGUGUGUUUCUCCACAGACAAGCUUAAAGAGUACCUCAAGCAGAAGGAGGAGAAACGAAACCAGGUCCACACCAAGCUUCAGGGUCCCUUCUUCCAGUAAGGCAACACUGUAGGGGUUUGUUUCACCAGCGGUUUUAUAACCAGCACAUUUCAUUUCAGCUGAAUGUUUCCUGUCUGGCUCUUUUCUGGCUAGCUGCAGCCAGGUCAGGUUUCUAAAAUCGUUUUAGAAGCCUCUGAUUUUGAAAUUGUGAUGCGUCUUAAUAAGUUUGUAUAUUUAUCGCUUAGCUUGGAUAUGUGAGUGUGUUACAUUUUUGAUCUUUGGUUUAUAUGGAAACAUAUCAGGGAUAAGGUUUAGUCUAAGCAAUGAGUGCCCACGAUUGCAUGAGUUGUAAAAUUGUUGAAAAGCUGUUGUUUUGCUCCACAGUGUCAGGCGCAGAUGCACGUUUGGCCUUAAAGUGAAAAAUGUGGUGUUCUUCUUCAUACAGAAAGAUGCUUUUCUUAGUGAUAGAGUAUUUUAUUUAAAAUGUACACAUUUUGCCUUAAAGCUGAAAUGUAUUAAUGGGAAAUUGACUAGAUUUAUAGGUUUUAUUUCACGCUUCUAAGUCUCAUACUACUUAAAGAGUGGGUCAUUCACUCACCUGAAUGAGGAUGUGAUUGGAAGGUUAAUUAAAUGGCAUCGAAGUGGUCAGCCAUUGUCCUCACAUUCUUUAUUCAGUCUCAUUUGUAUACAAACACACAAACAUACAUGCAAAUGUUGAAUAUAAUAUAUGUAGUGAUUUUAUCUCAGAUGCAGACUUCCUUCAUGUAAUCUUCAGAUAAUAUGUAGCCUGUGAAUUAUUCUACUGUAUUUGCAUUCACAAAACAAAUAAAUGAAAGUGUAUCUAUUUUCUGUCCAGAGUAAUUAGCAGUGUGUGUACUCCACACUCUGGGUAAUAAAGACCAAAUGUAGCACUGAA